Neltuma alba is the source of this 3402-nucleotide messenger RNA. RefSeq lists its product as uncharacterized. NCBI's taxonomy places the organism in Eukaryota, Viridiplantae, Streptophyta, Magnoliopsida, Fabales, Fabaceae. Gene Ontology annotation, molecular function: DNA helicase activity. The record is from RefSeq and is a predicted model, not a curated record. Gene Ontology annotation, biological process: DNA repair; telomere maintenance. The transcript has 4 exons. Bases 1 to 3402 code for a protein of 1133 amino acids.
AUGAGUCAUUCGAAUUUGAAGUUACGUUUAAUCAGUACUAGAAAUCAUAAUGGGCGCAACUAUAAUUUGCCUUCAGCGCCUGAGGUUGCAGCACUUAUCAUAGGUGAUGUUGAUAUAAAUUUUUGUAGAAGAGAUAUUAUAGUUCAUGAGUUGUCGGGUUAUCCUCAGCGGAUUGAUGAGUUACAUCCAUCUUAUCUAGCUCUUCAAUAUCCAUUAUUGUUUCCGAGGGGUGAAGAUGGUUAUAGAGAUAAUAUUGAACAUCGUGAAGAGACUCUUAGCAAGACCAAAAAGAAGAAGAUGCUUAGCAUGAGAGAGUAUUUUGCAUAUAGACUAAUGUUUAGGGAGAACGAAAUUUCAACAUUGCUACAUGCAGGAAAUUUAUUCCAGCAGUUCAUAGUGGAUGGAUACACAAUGAUUGAGUCUCAAAGGUUGUUAUGGGUCAGAACACACCAGAAGGAGCUUAGAGCAUACCUAUACCAAGGGUUAAUAGAUGCUUUAUUAAGUGGUGAAAGAAAUGCCUCAUCAAUUGGGAAACGUGUCAUUUUGCCUUCCUCUUUUACUGGUGGUGCACGAUAUAUGUUGGGUAAUUAUCAGGAUGCUAUGGCUCUUUGCAGAUAUUUUGGUUAUCCUAGUAUAUUCAUUACUUUUACAUGUAAUCCAGCGUGGCCUGAAAUCACAAGAUAUUGUGAUGGGCUUUCGUUGUCUUCAUCUAAUAGGCCAGACAUAUUGUCUCGUGUGUUUCAUAUGAAACUCAAGGCUCUAAUGUCAACAGUUAAGAAGGAAAAGAUAUUUGGUAAAGUACUAGCAGAUGUUUACACUACAGAGUUUCAAAAAAGAGGGCUACCACAUGCACACAUUUUGUUAUUUCUUGAUAAAAAUGAUCAACUAAAAGAACCGACUGAUAUUGAUAAAGUUAUAUCUGCUGAAAUACCUGAUAGGCACUCAAACCCUGGGUUAUAUGACUUAGUUAAAAGGUUCAUGGUUCAUGGCCCAUGUGGUCAUUUGAAUAGAAAGUCACCUUGCAUGAAGGACAACAAAUGUUCGAAGUACUUUCCUAAGAAGUUUGUUGCCACCACAACAAUUGAUGAUGAUGGGUAUCCUACGUAUAGAAGAAGAGAUGAUGGGAGGACAAUAGAAGUAAAAGGUAUUCCUUUGGAUAAUCGUUUUGUUGUCCCAUACAAUUCAUUUUUAUUGUCCAUAUUUCAAGCUCAUAUUAAUGUUGAGAAGUGCAAUCAAUCCUCUGCUAUUAAAUACUUAUUUAAGUAUAUCAGUAAAGGGCACGAUAGGGUGGUAGCAUCUAUAUAUGAAGGCAGUCAAGAAGGAAGUAGUGAUUGUACGGCUGAUGAGAUUCAUCAGUAUUACAACUUCAGAUACAUUUCUGCUUGUGAAGCUGCUUGGAGAAUUUUUGCCUUUGAGAUUCAUCAUAGAUAUCCUGCUGUUGAAAGAUUGAGCUUCCAUUUGCCAAAUCAGCAAUAUGUCGUAUAUUCUAACAAUGAUGAUGUUGCAGACUUGAUUGAGAAGCCUAGGAGCUGCAUGUCAUGCACUGGGGUGUUAGAUGAUGAUAAUGAGUACAUAAAUGGUAUAAAGGAGGCCUCAUUGUGGGCAUCUGGUUCAAUGUUGAGAAAGAUGUUUGUAAGCAUGUUACUUUCUUCAUCAUUGAGUCGUCCUGAGUUUGUUUGGGAGCAGACAUCCAAGGUUUUGUCGGAGGAUUUAUUGUUUAUCUCACGGGAUGAUCCUAUGUCAUCAAGCGUGUUUAUAUCUGACAGAGAUAGAGAGGAAGCAGCAUUAAAAGAGAUUGAAUUGUUGUUGCAGCAUAAUGGAAAGAGUCUUAUUGAUUAUCCUUCUCUGCCAUUUCCUUCAUCAGUCCCUUUAAUUGAUGUGAGAAAUUAUCUUAUUUUGCAAGAAUUAAAUUAUGAUCGCGAUGCCUUAAGUCUAGAAUCAAGAAGGCUCAUCUGUUUGUUGAAUUUGGAUCAAAGAAAAGUUUUUGACAUCGUGAUGUCAGCAUUGAACUCUUUGCAUGGAGCCUUUUUUUUUGUAUAUGGUUUUGGAGGCACAGGGAAAACAUUUUUGUGGAAUGCGUUGACAUCAACUAUCCGUUCUCGAGGUGAUAUUGUUCUAACAGUGGCAUCAAGUGGUAUAGCUGCAACUUUAUUACCCUCUGGAAGAACUGCUCACUCAAGGUUUGCAAUUCCUCUUCAAGUCAAUGAAGAUUCUGUGUGCAAUAUUAAACAAAAUUCUCCACUGGCUAAUUUACUUCAAGUCACGAAGCUGAUUAUAUGGGAUGAAGCUCCGAUGGUUCAACGAUAUUGCAUUGAAGCAUUUGAUCGUACGUUGAAGGAUAUAAUGCAUUUUGAUCAUCCCUUUGGUGGAAAAUGUGUUGUUAUGGGUGGUGAUUUUCGGCAAAUUCUUCCUGUGAUUCCCAAAGGGUCAAGAGCAGACAUCAUUAAUGCUUGCAUUUGUUCUUCGUAUUUGUGGGAUUAUUGCACGAUAUUUCAAUUGACAGUUAAUAUGCGCUUGCAAUCAUCAUCAUCGGGAGAGGAUCGUACUCGUACCCAAAAGUUUUGUCAAUGGCUUUUAGAUGUAGGUGAUGGUAAAUUGGGUAUGCCGCAUGAUGAAACUGCAGAAAUUGAGAUACCUUCUGAACUAUUGAUUAGUGAAUAUGAUGACCCAAUUGGUGCCAUUGUCUCGUCUACAUAUGCAGAUCUUUUGGAAAAUUUGAACGAUAAUUCCUAUUUCAAUGAUCGCGCAAUUUUAGCACCAACAAUUGAUGCUGUGAAUCGAAUCAAUGAGUACAUGUGUUCGAUUUUGCCUGGUGAAUCUGUUGAUUUUUAUAGUUGCGACUCCAUUUGCAAAUCCUCUCAGGAUGGCGAUUGUAUUGAAGACAUGUACACUACUGAGUUUUUGAAUACAAUAAAUUGUUCCGGGAUGCCUAUGCAUAAGUUGACCUUAAAGAUUGGGACACCUAUUAUGCUUCUGAGGAACAUUGACCAAGCUUCAGGGUUAUGCAAUGGAACAAGAUUACGGGUUACUCAGCUAGGAAAAUCAAUAAUUGAGGCAGUCACUUUGAAUGGCUCGAUGCCGAAUCAGAAGGUGUUGAUACAUCGCAUGGACAUGAAUCCCUCUGAUAGUCGGCUGCCAUUUCGUAUGAGACGAAGGCAGUUCCCAAUAUCUGUUUCAUUUGCGAUGACUAUAAAUAAAAGUCAAGGUCAGUCAUUGCAGUGUGUUGGAUUAUACUUGCCGAAACCCGUUUUUACGCAUGGGCAAUUAUAUGUUGCGCUAUCUAGAGUUAAAUCUAUUGACGGGUUGAAGAUUCUCUUGCACAAUGAUGAGAGUGGGAAGAAGAAGUUGACAAUGAACGUUGUAUACAGGGAAGUGUUCCUUAAUGCAAAUAUUAGAUGCUGA